CAAUCGAAUUCAACACGAACAAACACACGACGCAGCAGCAGCAAUGGCCAUGGCGGCCGCGGGCAUUGGCGGCGCGCUGGGAUUCCUCGCGCCGCGCCGCCGCGCCAUCUCCUGGAGAGCGGGGGGAGCGGCCGGAGCGGCGUUCCGGCGGCGGCCGCUGGUGGCGGUGCGGGCGUCGUACGAGGCCGGGGUCGGGGUGAUGGCGACCAAGGUGGGGAUGAUGACCUACUUCGACCCGGCCACCGGCAAGCCCGUGCCGGUGACCAUCGUCGGGUUCCGGGAGGGCGGCAACGUGGUGACGCAGGUGAAGACCGCCGCCACCGACGGGUACGACGCUGUCCAGGUCGGGUACCACGGCGUCCGCGAGGCGAAGCUCACCCGCCCGGAGCUCGGCCACCUCGGCAAGGCCGGCGCGCCGCCGCUCCGCCACCUGCAGGAGUUCCGCCUCCAGUCCGUCGAGGGGUACGACCCCGGCCAGCCGCUCGACUUCGCCGAGAUGUUCAAGGAGGGCGACCUCGUCGACAUCUCCGGCAAGUCCAUCGGCAAGGGGUUCCAAGGUGGCAUCAAGAGGCACAACUUCAAGCGAGGGCUGAUGACUCACGGUUCCAAGAGCCACAGAGCUCUGGGUUCGAUCGGUGCGGGUACUACGCCAGGGCGGGUGUACAAGGGGAAGAAGAUGCCCGGGAGGAUGGGAGGAACCAAGACCAAGAUCAGGAAGCUCAAGAUCGUCAAGAUUGACAACGACCUCAGGGUUCUGAUGAUCAAGGGCGCUGUGCCGGGGAAGCCCGGGAACCUCCUCCGCAUCGCGCCUGCCAAGAUCGUCGGCAAGAACAUCCCCAAGAACUAGAUUUAUGUUUCAUCCUGUUUUGUGAUCGGUUGUUUACUGAACUGUUGUAAAUUGGAGAUGUUCUUUUGCCCUUGUCCAGGUUUUUGUAUACGCUUAACUCAGUUUCGUAAAGCCUUUUCUUUUUGUAUCA
Molecule: messenger RNA, 977 nt
Organism: Oryza brachyantha (malo sina)
Lineage: Eukaryota; Viridiplantae; Streptophyta; Magnoliopsida; Poales; Poaceae
Product: 50S ribosomal protein L3, chloroplastic
Exons: 2
Coding region: 44-847 (267 amino acids)
Biological process (GO): translation
Cellular component (GO): chloroplast envelope; ribosome
Molecular function (GO): structural constituent of ribosome
Source: RefSeq, a predicted model, not a curated record